Molecule: messenger RNA, 1710 nt
Organism: Talaromyces amestolkiae
Lineage: Eukaryota; Fungi; Ascomycota; Eurotiomycetes; Eurotiales; Trichocomaceae
Exons: 4
Coding region: 1-1710 (569 amino acids)
Biological process (GO): transmembrane transport
Cellular component (GO): fungal-type vacuole membrane
Molecular function (GO): transmembrane transporter activity
Source: RefSeq, a predicted model, not a curated record
AUGUCUCUCAUUCAACAUGUCUCGUCGAUUGAAGGUGUUGACCGCGAGCCACCACCCGACGAAGUAAUUCCGCCAGGAAACACAAUCCGCAAAAUGCUUAGCUAUGAUGUAUUUCCUCGGCCGAAUGAAGACGAUCUCCAACCUAGAGUUGCCGCAUACAAAGUGUCUCUGCCUAGAAGAAUAGCUCAGGUGGUUGCGACUAUUCUGGCAUGUUGGCUCGCAUCAGGAAUUGUGUUUGGGUUUGCGGCGUUGAAGCCGGUGCUUCUGUCGGAAGGAGUCUAUGAGUGGUUAUGUGAUGGCGACGAAUUAGAAGAUGGUGUCGACGUGUGCUUCAAACAAGAGCUACAACUCAACCUCUUUUUCACGGUCGCCUCCAUCACUGCGAAUGUAUCUGCCCUGCCGAUCGGGACGAUGCUCGACCGCUUUGGUCCUCGGAUUUGCAACAUUGUAGGGUGUCUAUGUCUCGCCAUUGGCAGUCUCCUCAUGUACUUUGCUUUCAGAAUAACUGAGUUCGACGGCUACGUGUUGGGAAACUUCUUCCUAUCCCUAGGAGGUACCUGCAUAUUCGUACCAGCCUUUCAAAUUGCGAAUGCUUUCCCGAAGAAAUCCGGCGUCAUCGUUGCACUGGUUACUGGCGCGUUCGAUGCUUCUGCUGCCGUGUUUUUAUUCUAUCGCAUUGCAUACGAAGCUACCAACCGCGCUGUCCGGCCCGAAUAUUUCUUCCUAGGUUACUUGGCUGUACCGAUAGCCAUUUUUCUCGCGCAGAUAUUCCUUUUACCGACGAAACCGUACAAGACCAUAUUCCAAUUGGAAGAAAAGAUUGAGGCAGCACGAGAUCCUUCGCGAGACAUUCACGAUUCGGACGAAGAGAUCCCAGACGAAAAUGAGGUAGCGUCUAUACGCGCCGCGCGGCGCAAGAAGAGGCAGAACAAGCUUAAAAAGAUCGGCAAGGUUCUCGGUGGGUUGGAUGAAAGACAGCAGCGUGAAGAGCAAGAAGAGGAGCGACAAGCCGCAGCGCGAGUCUGGGGUGUCCUUCACGGSGAGCCUGUCCAGAAGCAGUUCAUGUCGCCUUGGUUCAUUCUCAUCACCCUGCUGACCGUGUUGCAAAUGCUGCGAAUGAACUACUUUAUUGCCACUAUUCGCGCCCAGUAUGAGUACAUGCUCGACUCAGAGGCACUGGCUGAGAACAUCAACAAUCUUUUCGACGUGGCUCUGCCGGUUGGAGGAGUCAUAUCCACGCCUUUUAUUGGCUUCUUGCUCGAUCACCUCAGUGUACCAAACACACUUGCAUUGAUCGUUUUCUUGACGACAACAAUAGGCGUUCUCAAUUGUCUACCCUACCUCUGGGCUGGCUACGUGACAGUAGUGCUGUUCGUUCUUUUGCGGCCUUUGUACUACUCAGCCAUGUCUGACUACGCAACUAAGGUUUUUGGGUUCUCUACAUUUGGGCGGGUCUACGGCGCAAUUAUUUGCAUUUCCGGCGUCAUCAGUUUCUCGCAGACUGGGCUUGAUGCUUUGACUCAGGGGGCAUUGAAAGGCAACCCGAUCCCAAUCAACGGUAUGCUUGCAGUACUCAGCUUUAUUAUCGGAACGAUUCUCGUGGUUUUUGUUCAGGUUCAAAGUCGACGAUGGUUAGCUGAAGAGACGGAGGCUGAACGGCAGCGAUUGUUGGAUGAGGUGGAGGAAGAGUCUGAGGAGGAUUACGAUUGA